Messenger RNA from Paramecium sonneborni, 315 nucleotides. Lineage: Eukaryota; Ciliophora; Oligohymenophorea; Peniculida; Parameciidae. The record is from the annotation of a GenBank genome assembly.
AUGUAAAAGAAGCUCAUUCUGUUUUAGAGCAAAAGAUAAAACAAAUAGAGGAAUAAUUUUUAACAAACCCAUUCAUCCUUAGAUUAAGUCAAGAAUCGUUUGAAGUAGAGAAGAAAAUAAAUUCUAAGUAUUAAAAUGUGUUUUUAAUUAUAUAAUGAAAAAGUGUAUCUGAUAUAAGGGUUUGUUAGUGGUUGAAAUGUGAAGUUCAAAAAUUACUUCUUGACUUUUUAUUAUUCUUCAUGUAUUUUCAAUAAUUGAAGGUUGCAUCUUAUUUUUAAUGUAGAAAUGAUUGACAUACAGAAAAGAAAGGCAUGA